Messenger RNA from Fundulus heteroclitus (mummichog), 986 nucleotides. RefSeq names its product BRICK1 subunit of SCAR/WAVE actin nucleating complex (gene brk1). The record is from RefSeq and is a predicted model, not a curated record. The transcript is spliced from 3 exons. Gene Ontology annotation, molecular function: protein-containing complex binding. NCBI's taxonomy places the organism in Eukaryota, Metazoa, Chordata, Actinopteri, Cyprinodontiformes, Fundulidae. Gene Ontology annotation, biological process: actin filament organization; regulation of actin polymerization or depolymerization; cell motility. Bases 49 to 276 code for a protein of 75 amino acids. Gene Ontology annotation, cellular component: SCAR complex.
UCCUGCUUGAAGGCUACGCCGAGCCGCGGCUGCAUCUCAUCCUCCAACAUGGCUGGCCAGGAAGAUCCCGUGCAGAGAGAGAUCCAUCAAGAUUGGGCGAAUCGAGAGUACAUAGAAGUGAUUACAAGCAGCAUUAAGAAAAUCGCUGACUUCCUCAACUCGUUUGAUAUGUCUUGUCGGUCUCGUCUGGCUACCCUCAACGAGAAGUUAACAGCAUUGGAGAGGAGGAUCGAAUACAUAGAGGCCAGAGUGACCAAAGGAGAGACCCUGACCUAGAUCUCAUCAUGGGAAUUCCUAAUGUCUUCAAACUACUUCCCCAACCUCCACCCUGAAGCUUUUGAACUAAAUGUGCUGGACUCCACCAACUUUUUUGGGGGGGGGGGGAUCAUGUGGACCAUUUUUUUUUUAUAUUAUACGGCAGAAUUUUGCGUUAUUUUUAAUCUCAUGACACAUUUGUAUAAAAUAUGGGUUUGUGUGAUACAAGCAUCAUUAUUUCUUUUGAAAUUAAGCCCAAGUAUUGGUUUCAACAGGUUCUGGGGCUAAGUGAUGUUUUUUUGCUGUAAACAUUAUGUACACAGUGUCAUUACCAAACCAGAGAUUAAUGGAGAAAAAAAAGGGGAAACAUUCUUGUGUGCCAAGUUGAACAAUUGUGUAGUCACCUUUAUUGAAAACCUGCCUGUACAUUAACUGUUUAGUGUUAAUGAAAAUUUAAAUACUGUAAUAAAUUAUAAACAGUUGUUUUGUUUCAUCUCUGCUUACAGCUAAAAUUGAUAUGUGAAAUAGAUGAUAUAUAAUCAAGAACAUAACUUUUAAGAACUCCAAUGGAUCCAACGUUCUGCAAUGAGCAAUACGAGGGGCAACGUAUACAACUCCUAAAUACACAUAAAGCUUACGUACAUUCUAUGUGACAAAUGUGUGCAGCAUUGGCUGCUCUUCUGUAAACGGGGUGCAAUCUGUUUCUUUUUAAUAAAAAAUAAUUACUAGUA